AUGUUGUUUAACCAUUUACCAGGUUCAGUGGUGGUAGAUUCCGAGCUAAUUUUUGCCAAUGCCAGCUUAGUGCCAGCAGCUAUUGAAGCACAAAUCACUCUGGUAGAGGCAGCGUCCAACAAUUCCAACUUCUCCCUGCCAGUGAAUGUGUCAACCAUUGUUGCAAUGGCCCCAACUGCUGCCCCUACUACUACAGAGGCCCCUGCAUCCACUGAUCCCCCAACGUCCAGCGAGGGAACCCUUCGCCUUCUGUUCAGUCUCAUUCGAGCAUUCACAUCCGACCUCUCGAAUGCAUCCUCUGCAGAGUUUAAGAAGUUGGUUGCUGAAGUCAUCAAAGAGGUUAACCGAGUGGCUAAAAAUCUCUAUGGACCAUCUUUCAGACGCACCAUCAUUAACAGUUUCUCGAAUGGAUCCGUAAAGGUUGACAGCACCCUUGUGUUCAAAGAUAAGAACUCAGUUCCUGAAGCAAGCAAUGCAACUUCACAAUUCAUCAGUGCGCUCACCAAUUCCUCCCUUGGCAUCGUAAAUGGCAGCAUUUCUGCACAAUCCCUUCCUGGUCCUAAUGCAACAUUCGCCCCAUCUGCUGCUGCUAAUGCUACAGUGGCCACAACAGCUGCCCCUAUUGCUACAGUGGCUCCAACUGCUGCCCCUGCACAGUCCACAUCAACUUCAAGCAGCCCCCCUGUGCCCACAAUGGGCUCAAUGGCAGUCUUUUUACUAACACUGCUGGCUGUAGCACAGAUGCUGGUAGACCUAUAACAGACAUUGGAGGUAACAAAAGACAUACAAAUAAUGCAUAAUGAAAUCUAUCAAAGCAGCGUCAUUUGAUAAAAAGAUGUGUAUUAUUUGUCAAAGAUUGAGACAGUUUUUCCACCUGUUCAUGUUAGAAUUACAUGUGUUUUACUUUCAUUUUAUUAAAAAAAACUUUAAUUUCCACCAAUUAUUAUAUUAUUUUU
Messenger RNA from Pungitius pungitius (ninespine stickleback), 956 nucleotides. RefSeq lists its product as uncharacterized. The coding region runs from base 1 to 759 and encodes 252 amino acids. The transcript is spliced from 7 exons. The record is from RefSeq and is a predicted model, not a curated record. NCBI's taxonomy places the organism in Eukaryota, Metazoa, Chordata, Actinopteri, Perciformes, Gasterosteidae.